AUGAAAAGCGAACAGCUAAAUUUAAAAGCACUAAUGAAAAAAUUCUUAGGAGAAGAAAAGGAAUAUAUAAAGUUUAUGAAGAAAGAUAACAAAGAUAUCAUAGUUUUUGAGAAAGAAAAUUUUUAUAUAUAUAGCGAUGUUCUUUGUGGUAUUGAAAGUAGAAAAAAAGAAAAAUAUAAUAUAGGAGACAUUUAUUUGUUCAUUUGUUUACCAAAAAGUAAUUAUACAUUUUCUUAUAUUAAUUCGAUUGGUUAUAAAUAUAUAAGCAUAUUAGAAAGAAGUAAAAUUAUAAAAAAUAUUGAAGACGAUGAGGAUAAUGAUGACAUAAAAGUAAAUUUUUAUAUAUAUGAUUUAAAAAAAAUAAUUGAUUUACAUGAUUAUGUGCGUGCGGAAACAGAACAUAUUAUAGGUCUAGACCUUUUUGACAUUGAAAAUGUGGGAGACCUAGAGAGGGAAUAUGAAAAUGAUAACGAGAAUGACAGGAAAGAUUUAAAAACGAAGAAAAGGAAAAUAAUAGCAACUAGUGAGGGAAUCAAUCUCCAUAGUAACAGUUAUAAUCAUAGCAGUAGUAAUAAUAACAAUCAUAGUAGUAGCAAUAAUAAUAAUGACAAUAUUACCAAGGAGGAUGGACAAAAAAGGAAGGAAAAAUUGGGAGUUAUCAUAAAACAGGAAAGUACCACUGAUAAGGACAACUACAAUGUGUCGUUGCCGAGAGAUGAAAAUAUUGUGUCUUUUGAAAACACCAAGAAAAUAUUCGACUCAGAUAAAAUACAGGAUUCUUUAAUAUUUUAUGUUAAAAAUGAUUAUGCAUACUCUUGUUCAUAUAAAAAGCCUAUUAUAGUAAGAGGCAUUGAAAUGAAUGGAGAAGGAAAAUAUAAUUUUGUGGAAGAAGAUUUAUCAUCUCUUUCAUAUGAUCAAUUAAUGUACUUCAAUUUUAACGAAAUAAAUGCAGUAAAAGAAGGGGACAACGAGACGAAUAACAGUUUUGUUUUUAUUAAACAAAAUGGACCCAUCUCUUAUGAAGAAGAUGCAUCUAGUCGUUACCUCAACCUUAGCAGUGAUAUGAGGGGGAUGAGCACGAUUAAAAACGAAGACACAGAUAAUGUUGCCAAAAAUAGAUAUAGUAAUAAUGAGGAGAAGAAGAGGAAGGGGACGAAUUACUAUGAAUCAAAUGAAGAAAGAAAGUAUGAUUAUUCAUACACCGAAGAAAUUAAUUAUAACUUUUUAAAUCAUUAUUAUGAGGAUAAUUAUUUGAAAAAUCUUUUCUUUCAAAAUUUAAAUUUAUAUUCCAUAAUAAAAAAUACGUACUUUACAAAUUUAUCAAAUAUGGAUCAAAUUGACCAAAAUGUAAAAUUAAUUACUCAAAAAUUUUAUGACGAAUAUAUAAAAUACAUGGAAGGUAAUAAAUAUACAGAUUUAUGUAAUGGUAAUAAUAAUUUGAAUAAUUAUGACCUGAAUAAUGGUUUAAAGAGUUACAUUAAUAUAAAUGACGAAAGGAGCCUUAUCGAAAUUUUAGCGGCAAAUGAUACCUUUGAGCUAGAUUUGGCCUUAAGCAAAUUUGAUGAACAGCCUAAAACUGAAUUUAGUAAACAUAGAGCAACUGACGAUCAUGGUAACGACAAUAGCAAUAACAAUAAUAACCUCAAUAGUAACCACAAUAGUAACCACAAUAGUAACCGCAAUAAUGGCAUUGCUGCUCCAUUUGCAUCUUUAAAAAAAAGGAAGAGGAUAUUUCUUUUUAGCGAAGUCCCCCCUAUCGAAAUAGUCAGAAACUUUAGUAAUCAUGAUAAAAUAAUUUUCUUUCAUAAUUUACUGGCAUUGUAUAUAUGCUCCCUAAACAGUAAAAAAUAUUAUAAAGAAAAUAAAACGGUCGUUAAUUUUGUGCAUAAUUUUGUUCUUAAUUUUGAUCCCAAUUUUGCAAAUCGGAAGUGCCCCUUCGGGGAUGAUUUGAUAAGGUUGAAUAGUGAUCCUGGUUUUACAUCUGGUGAAGAUACCUGCUCUGAUGAUAUUCAUAUUAACGAUUCGAAAAACUUCUCUUUCGAGCUUAAUGGAAAAAAUAAAUUAAAAAAAAAGGGUAAUCAAGAAGGUGAUUCUGUGCUGAUGUCAAAUAUCAAAAAUGAGGACGAAACAGUAGAGAGGAAAAACAAUAACAAAAAGGACUCACUUAAUUUUCGUACUAUUGACAACAACUAUUUGGAGAUAAAAAACAGACCGAAUAAUAAAUUUUUAUUUAAUUACAAAUUGUCAGAUACAGAAAUUGAUAACAACAAAGAAUUAGUUAAUUCUUCUCAUGUUAAGGAAGUAAAUGUUAAAGAUUCUUACGAUAUAGUAGGCAAAUGCUCAUGUGACUACACCAUGAUAUAUAACUUUUUCGAAAAAGAGCUCUUUAAAAAAAGUAGUAUAAAAAAUGUAUAUAUAAAUGGUAUUAAGAAAAAUAUUAUUGUAGAUGAUAAUAUUAAACCGAGUAUUCAAAAGAAGACUCUAAAAUUAAUAGAUGAAAUACACUUAACACAUAAAAAAAGGCCCAUCAUAAUAUUAGAAAAGGGUAGCACAAAUAUAAUUAAUAGAAGCAACAUUGAGUCAUUUUUUCUUCAUAAUAAUUUAGACAGUUCUUUUAUACCUACAAUAAAUAAUAGUAGUAAUAAUAACCCUGUUCAGAGUAUAAACAAAAGCAGUGAUUAUUACGAUUCCUUAUCAAUAAUUUUUAAAAUGUUUAACAAAAGUGUCAAGUUUUCAUUUAUUGAAAAUGAUAAAAUAACAAAAUUCACCGAAACAGAUUGGAAAUGUGUAAUUGCAGCUAUCUUAAAUUCAAAAGAAUCAUUAAAAAAAAUAUUAAAUAUAUACCCAUUUCAAAUUCCAACAGCUCUCUUUCAGCCAUUUAAAACUUUUGUUUUUAUGUAUAAUGAUGUUACAAUUCCAUCUGAUUUAUUAUCUGGUAGUAAUAUUGAUAUCAUCAGAAUUAGUCGUAGUAAUAGAAAAGACGACUACAUUGCUGUUAAUAAAUUCUGGAGUAACAUCGAGAAAUUUCUUUUACAAAGAAGAGAGAAAAUAUUUUACAUAAAAAAAAAAAAAAUUUGA
Molecule: messenger RNA, 3078 nt
Organism: Plasmodium malariae
Lineage: Eukaryota; Apicomplexa; Aconoidasida; Haemosporida; Plasmodiidae
Product: conserved Plasmodium protein, unknown function
Exons: 1
Coding region: 1-3078 (1025 amino acids)
Biological process (GO): positive regulation of transcription elongation by RNA polymerase II; transcription elongation by RNA polymerase II
Cellular component (GO): Cdc73/Paf1 complex
Molecular function (GO): RNA polymerase II complex binding
Source: RefSeq, a predicted model, not a curated record